AUGGCAAGCCAAGCCCCUAUUGCAGUUUUGAUUGUUCACGGGGCGUAUUUUCUCCCCGCGGGCUGGGAAGACUUUGGUCAGCGUCUGACCCAGGCAGGGUUCAUCGUGCGCUGUCCCCGUUUACCUUCCUGUGGCGAUACAAGACCGCCCACUGCUUUCCUCGAGCAGGAUGUGAUAGCUGUACGAGCAGCUGCCCAAGAGCUCAUCAGCUCUGGCCACGCCGUCAUAGUUCUGGCUCAUUCAUAUGGUGGCAUCGUUGCAUCGGAAGCAAUCACGCAGGAUCUCUACGCGCGCGAUAGGGGCAAAGGGGUUGCAUACCUUAUCUACUUGAGUGCAUGGCUAGUUCAACAAGGAAACUCACUGUCAGAUGUGAUCGCCAAGUAUGGCUUCCAGUCCAAGGUGGAGAUCGGCUUCAACGAAGAUGGCACCAUCAUUGCAAGAAAUGCCCCCGAAGCCUUCUAUAACGAUGUCGAUGUCGGAAGGGCAAAAGAGCUGACCAGUACCUGGAAUGUAACCCAUAAUAGGCUUGCCGCUAGAGGUCAAGUAAAAGGUGCCCCUUGGAAAGACCUGCCCACGACAUAUAUCUAUUGCUCUCAGGACCUGGCGAUUAUGUUGCCACUGCAGGAGAGCAUGGUGCAAGAUGCAUUCAACGCAAAAGGCACCUCUGAGAUCGUCACGGAGACAAUAGAUGCUGGUCACUGUCCUUUCUUGAGCAAGCCCGAGGAGGUACUUCAAAUUGUGCAUCGAGUGGCAGCGGCUAUUGGUUGA
Messenger RNA from Penicillium longicatenatum, 768 nucleotides. Its product is annotated as alpha/beta hydrolase. The coding region runs from base 1 to 768 and encodes 255 amino acids. Lineage: Eukaryota; Fungi; Ascomycota; Eurotiomycetes; Eurotiales; Aspergillaceae. The record is from RefSeq and is a predicted model, not a curated record. The transcript has a single exon.